Molecule: messenger RNA, 6722 nt
Organism: Siniperca chuatsi (mandarin fish)
Lineage: Eukaryota; Metazoa; Chordata; Actinopteri; Centrarchiformes; Sinipercidae
Product: copine-8
Exons: 20
Coding region: 164-1858 (564 amino acids)
Biological process (GO): cellular response to calcium ion
Cellular component (GO): plasma membrane
Molecular function (GO): calcium-dependent phospholipid binding
Source: RefSeq, a predicted model, not a curated record
GACAUCACAUCUCCCAGCAUCUCUCUCCCUCUCUCUGGCACCUUUGCUCCACUUCUCGCCGAGGAGACGCGCACAUACAUUUUCUCGCUGUCCUCCUUCGUCGCUCAUAGAAAGGGGCUGGACCACACGGAAAAGGGGAAACGCAAAACAAAUUUUUGACAGGAUGAACAACAGUUUCCUAAACAUGGCGUCGAUAGGCGACUUCGACCCGCUCAACGCGUCUAUUCCUGCCACCAAAGUUGAAAUCACAGUGUCCUGCAGAAACCUGCUGGACAGGGACACCUUCUCCAAAUCAGACCCAAUUUGUGUUCUCUACACACAAGGCAUGGGCAACAAGGAGUGGAGAGAGUUUGGGAGAACAGAGGUGAUUGACAACACGCUAAACCCAGACUUUGUGCGGAAAUUUAUUUUGGACUACUUCUUUGAAGAGCGACAGAACCUCCGAUUUGACUUGUAUGAUGUUGACUCGAAGAGUGCCAACCUGUCAAAACACGAUUUUCUGGGCCAGGCCUACUGUACUCUUGGAGAGGUGGUUGGAUCAUUGGGCAGUCGCUCGGAAAAAGCUCUUGGAGGCAUUCCAGGGAAGAAAUGCGGGACCAUUAUUGUGAAAGCCGAGGAGCUGAACAACUGCAGGGAAUCAGUGAUGAUGCAGUUCUGUGGGAACAAAUUGGACAAAAAGGAUUUCUUUGGCAAGUCUGACCCCUUCCUGGUCUUCUACAGGAGCAACGAGGACGGCACGUUUACCAUCUGCCACAAGACAGAGGUGGUGAAGAAUACAUUGAACCCAGUGUGGCAGGCCUUUAAGAUCCCUGUUCGGGCUCUUUGCAAUGGUGAUUACGACCGAACAAUCAAGGUUGAGGUGUACGACUGGGACAGAGAUGGCAGCCAUGACUUUAUUGGAGAGUUCAGUACCAGCUACAGAGAACUAUCCAGAGGGCAGAGCCAGUUCAAUGUCUACGAGGUGGUAAAUCCAAAGAAGAAAGGAAAGAAGAAAAAAUACCUCAACUCUGGAACGGUAACGCUGCUGUCAUUCCUGGUGGACAUUGAAGUCACCUUCCUGGACUACAUCAAAGGAGGGACCCAGAUUAACUUCACCGUGGCCAUUGAUUUCACAGCUUCCAAUGGUAACCCAGCCCAGCCCACCUCACUCCACUACAUGAGUCCCUAUCAGCUGAAUGCCUACGCAAUGGCCCUGAAAGCAGUAGGAGAAAUCAUCCAGGACUACGACAGCGAUAAGAUGUUUCCCGCGCUGGGGUUUGGAGCCAAGCUGCCACCUGACGGACGGGUCUCCCACGAGUUUGCCUUGAAUGGGAACCCUCAGAACCCGUACUGUACAGGUAUUGAGGGUGUGAUGGAAGCCUACUACCAGAGUCUGAAGUCAGUUCAGCUCUACGGACCCACCAACUUCUCCCCUGUCAUCAACCAUGUGGCCAGGUAUGCAGCUUCAGUGAAGGAUGGCUCCCAGUACUUUGUGCUCCUCAUCAUCACAGAUGGUGUCAUCUCAGACAUGGCCCAGACCAAGGAGUCUAUUGUCAACGCCUCCUGUCUGCCAAUGUCAAUUAUCAUCGUGGGGGUGGGGCCCGCAGAAUUUGAUGCCAUGAUUGAGUUGGAUGGCGAUGAAGUCAGAAUCUCAUCCAGAGGAAGAUAUGCUGAGAGGGACAUUGUUCAGUUUGUUCCAUUCAGGGACUACAUCGACCGGACGGGGAACCACAUCCUGAGCAUGGCCCGGCUCGCCAAAGACGUCUUGGCCGAGAUCCCUGACCAGUUCCUCUCCUACAUGAGGACCCGCGGGAUCAAGCCGUCGCCAGCGCCGCCUCCCUACACACCGCCAGGGCAACCCCUCCAAACCCAGAUAUGAGGAGCCAGGAGGAGAAAGGUUUCCGAGUCAGGUGUUAGCUGAACUUUACGCGCGAAAUACUUCCAUUUCCCUAAAGCUGCUCUCCAUGCCUUGUCAUUGUGGAUCACGGUGGUCUUUCUCGUGUUCAGGAAGCUGCAUGUCGGGCCAGGAGAGUGUUGCUUUUGAGGACAGGAAAAGCCAAUGAGAGUCUGUUUACUUCCACUGUCAAGCAUUCCUGUUACUGUCUGGAAUUUUUGUUUUGUUUUGGCCUGGGAAACCUGGACAGGCUUUGGAGAGAGUUUGGAGGGUCUGAAUUCAAGCUGGGAAGAAAGGAAGGAAAGAACAAAUGAAGGACAGCUCUUUGGAAACAUUGUAAAGAGAAUGUCUCCAGACAAAACAAAGGAAUCACUUGAUCUUAAAUGAACACUAACUUUUCUGUAAAUUACUGGACUUCUUCUUUCUCUCUCUUUCUCUCUAUCUCUCUCCAACUCACUCAUUGUUUACAGUAAACGCUAACAAGUAUUUUUACUGUUGAUACUUUUAUAAACACAUAGUUUCAAUAUGAAGCUUGUAAUAUUCUCUCUCUGUGUCUCUGUCUCUCUCUCUCUCUCUCUCUCUCUCUCUCUCUCUCUCUCUCAUUUGUGUCAGGUAGCAGCAGUGCAGGUCCUGGUAGCCCUUCUGUACCGUACCGUACCGUGCUGUACUGUACUGUACCGUACUGUAUUCUGGUGUUCGUAUUAACCUUUUGCAUGAGUGUAGCCUCAGUCAAGUGCAUGCAUAUAGUGGCCCUGCACUACCUCUUCUACCCAUCUGUCUGUCUGUCUGUCUGUGGGGGGUGAGUGUCUGUCUGCCUAUACCUCCAUUUGUAACUUCACCCUGUCUGUCUGUCUGCACUGCUGUCAGCCCUGAGAAAUCUGUCUCCCUGUUACAGCUUUUCUUCCUGUCUAUCUCCCUCUCUCUUUCUUUCUUUUCUUUUCUGCCUCUGUCACUUUUACUAGCUGUGUUUCCAUCCGACAUUUUUUUUGCAAGUUAUAACAGACGAGCUGAACAGAAAAUGUAUCAUUUUAAUGCUCAUCAGAAGAGGGAAGGGUUUUAUUACAGAAUUUGAAAAAUAGCAAAGGAAUUUCAUUUGGUUGGACAGUCUGCUUUAUAAAUGGUUACAAUUGACUGCAUAAUGGUUCCAAAUUAAUAUUUGAAAUGUAAAAUAUCUGUUCCACCCUUUUUUCAUCUACUUUUCAUCUAGCGCCAUCAUCAGGUCAAAAUUAAACUUAUGACCAAAUACAUGCAAAACUCAUGUGUUUCCCAACUUAGUUUAGUGCUAAUGUAAGCUUGCUAACACACAAAACUAAGAUGGUGAACAUGGUAAACAUUAUACCUGCUAAACAUCAGCAUGUUAGCAUUGUUAUUGUGAGCAUGUUAGCAUGCUGACAUUAGACACAGCCGUGCCUUGAGUUCAACCUCACAGAGCCACUAGCAUGGCUGUAGACUCUUACUCGUGUGUUCUGUCUCAAAGAAACCGUGAAGUAUGGUCAACAUUAGCAAACAUUUAAGAACAAACGUUUUACUUUUUGACAUUUCAAAUGAAGAUGAUGAAGAUUCAAAUUGUGCAAUUUCUGUUUUCUAGCCUUUCAUAUUUUUGCAUAGCAUUUAUUUGACAUCUGAAUGGAGGCAUAGCUACUCUCCCUCCCUCUCUCUCUCUCUCUCUCUCUCUCUCUCUCUCUCUCUCUCUCUCUCUGUCUCUGUUCUCCAAACUGCCUUGGCAAUAGGAUGCCCACGUGCCCAGGGGUUUCGUCUCAUUAUGUCGUCUAACACCACGUCCCUGCCCCAUGUUUAAAACGGCAGCAGCUGCUCUCAAACUAAAAACUGUUUGAGCAUAAAGAGCCCAGUGGUCAAAAAUGCAGAGAAAAACACACUUUCCCUAUGUUGGCUUUUUGUUCCAUUUAAUUUUUUGGUGUGUAUUUUUUAUUGCACCUUUAGCUUUGAUAUAGCUUUUUAUAUGUUUGUUUUAAUGAUGUGUAUUUAUAUGUGCCAAUCAUGUGUAAAAGGAUGAUUUUUAUGAUUCCUGUCAGUCACUGACGACGUCCGACAAGUUUCCAAUUUAACAUCGAACGAUUGUCUCUAAAUGACGUCUGAUGAAGAAUGAGAGUUGCGUUUUUGGAACGUGGAAGGAUUGUUUAGUGUUGUAAUGACGUUUCAAUGAUGAGUGAAAAUGUUAAAUGUGAAUGAGAUUUGUGUGUUGUAUGAAACAACAUUAGAUAAAAUGUAUAAAAAGUCUUGCAAAAAGUGGGAAUGCAGGAACAUUUUGACAUUUAUGGAUAGUGAGUGAAUUACAUUGCAGCACCAAAAAUGUGAAGGGAUAUUUAAGCAUUGCAUUGAUGUUAAAGCUUACAGUAUUUUUGUUGUGUCAACACUCUGAAGUAGUCUUAAAUUGAUGCUGUAUGCUUCAUGUUAACAAAACUUAUUUGACAAGCAUUUGUGUUGUGUAUGAUCAGUAGUAGCAUGGUAAUACAGUGUGUGAGUGGCCAGCUAUUUCCAGCAGCGAGAAAGCCAAACGUUUGCUUGUGGCUCAAAGGUGUAACACUCAGUUAACACAAGACAAAAGAAACCAGACUCUGAUCAUGCAAGUGACUGACAUCAUCGAAAAUCUGCAACCCAGAUGUCUUGUAAACACAGUAGAGUGCCCAAACAUGAAUAUUUGUUACUGACAUUUUUUACACAAAUUUACAAUUUGUUUUGAAUAUCUUACAUCGCUGCCUUUUCUAGUUGCUUGACAUUCCCAGGUUCAUCUUUCUUUUCUCACAAUCCCCUCCUGUAUUGCCACUGUAGCAGAGUGCCGAUAUGGUAAGACUAACAGUAUGUGAGUGUGGGUGUGUAUGUGUGUGUGUGUGUGUUUGCUUAGCCAGUACAGUCACACUCCUGCAGCCACCCACUGCGUUCAGAGCGUAGCUGGACACAUCAUUAGGACUGCAGGUCAGUAGUACAAGUAAAAAAGAGUCAAACUGACUCUGUAAUAUCAGUUACACAGCAAUAUAAGUUUGCUAACAUUAGCAACUGUAAGCUACCAGUCAUAUCAGACCAUGUAAAGCUGUAGUGGCAGCACCCUGAGUGUACUAAAUAGAGAGAGGGUACAUUUUAUUGCUUAUGAAUUCACCUUUUCAUUUGUAAGAGGAAGAAUGUGUCAUUUCUUCUUUCAAAUGUUACAUCAUCUCACUUUAAAGAUUUAAACAUAACCCACCAGAAACUAUGUGACUUAGGGAGCAAUGGAAAGGUAAUUGUACUCACCUUUUUGACAACUCCCACGUUGCUCCAAGCUAUUUCUUUGUUUUCUUGACAUUGGCUGGCAAGAUUCAAAUCCAGGACGCUGUUGUUACAUAGUGUACAUACUAUACAAACGGCCUACAGGAUGUCCCUGUCAUGCCAUUUGAAUGGCUAACUACCUCCUGUUUCAAGUCAAGUGUUCUUCAGAAAAUCCUUUCAUGGUAGGAAAAUGCAUCUCUUACUUUAUGUUCAUUUCACCAAAUUUAAUGACAAGGCUUGUCGACAAGGACAGGACACCGUAUGAAGGAAAAAAGGCCUGAACUUGAAUCUUGUUUGCUUAAAACUAAUUGGUCAUUUCUGAUCUGAAAGUAGAAACAGCUUCUUCUUCUCUUGGAGCAGAAACAGCUGAUCAGUCAUGUGAGUUAAAUGUUUGCUAUGUCAGAACUUAUUCGGAAAAGGUGUUUCCAUCUCCGAUCAAGCGCAUUAACUCUUAAGUAAAAAACCAACUCAAACGAGCAUAAAAACGUUUUUGCGAAAUUGUGUUUUUUCAAAUUUUGACGUUUCUAUCAACCUUUUCUAAUGCGAUACUUCAAAAUGCGCAUAAAAAUACGUUGAUGGAAACACAGCUGGUGACUUAAAACCUGGAAACUUGGAAUUUUUCGAUCUGAAUUUGUGAACCUGGAAAAACAGUUUCAAAUUGCAAAAAUUACCUUCAGGAAAUUUCAAAGAGGUGAAUUCAACCCACAUUAAUUCAGAUAGAUGGGUUUCAAAUUAACAUACAUCAGUGAUAUGAAUUCAGGUGUAUUAGAAUUUCAAAAGUUUUAAAAUGUUUUAUUUUGGCCUUUCUUUGCUUCCAUACCCACACACAAACAUACACACAUUAUCGCCAUAGUCACUGAUGCCAUUUAUUUUACGUUGGUCUGCUUUGGGUGGAUGGAUAUUAUAAUUAUUAUAAUUAUGAUUUUAACUUUCCAUACUUUUUCCGUUGUAGUGUAACAGCUCACUAACAUUGCCAAGCCCCAUAAAAGUGUGUGUAGAAUGUGUGUAUGUGUUUGAUAUAAAUAUACUUUGUGUGUGUGUGUGUGCGCGAGUGUGUGCGUGCCUGUGUGGCACCUUUAUAAGAGUGUUUUAAUAGACCAUGUGAGGUGUUAAGACACAUAAGAUCUUUGUUUACUAAAGCUAUCCAAAUAAUAUAUUGUAUGCUCGUCAUAUCUUCUUAACAACGUGCACUAUGUUUGCAUGUACAGUUUUACAAAGGAUGCACCAGUUCCUUUUGUUAAAAACUGAGUGUUUUGAAAUAUAAAUCUAUAUGAAAAUUAACUGUACAAAAUGGCCUUAAAUCUUUGACUGAUUUUCUUGGAAUUGUGCGAUGCCUUCUUCAGAAAAAUGAAUUGUUUAAAAGGAAUUAAUCGUUAUCUAUUUUGUGUCGGUGUUUCUAUUGCUUUUUAGUGUAUUUUCUUUGCACAAGUUCAAUUAUGGAAAAAAAAUUAUCUUGUACUUUUUUGAAACCGUGAUUAAUCAGAGAAAGCAUGGCUGAAGUACUGAUUGUCUGAUAAUACAUAUAAUAGAUGACUAUUUCUGUAUUGAGCUAUGGAUUUUUAAAUAAAUAUUCAUAUUAAACACAAAA